AUGCCAACUUUGUUCCAUAGAUACAAUGAGUUAUUGAAAAGACGUCCUUGGAUAAUGAACUCCCUCGGGUGUGGAUUAUUUUUCACCAUGGGUGAUUAUGUUGCCCAGUCAUUAUUUCCGAAAGAACCAGAUCAACCUUUGGAUUAUCAUAGAAUCAUGAGAGCAGGUAUUUAUGGAUCCUGUUUCUUUGCUCCGAUUAGUGUUCUAUGGCAUGGUAAAACAUUACCAAAGAUCAAAAACCCAUUUAUUAAUAUCUUCCGUAGACAAAAAAUGGAAGAAAUCCCUGCUAUGAAAAAGAAACUACAUUUAUAUGAUAGUGUUUUCCGAAUGGGUAUUGAUCAGUUGAUAUUUCCUGGUUUAGUUUGGAUUCCAUUGUACAAUACAGUCAUGGUUAUAUUGGCAGGUAGAGAAGAUCCAUUCCAAGUUAUCAAAGAUAAGUUGUAUAAUAACUGGUGGAGAGUUUUAAGUGCAAACUGGACAGUCUGGCCUGGGUUCCAAUUAUUUAAUUUAUACUUCAUUCCAGUGCAUUUAAGAAUUGUAGCUCUGAAUAUUUGGGCCACUGGUUGGAAUACAUUCUUAAGUUUUGUUCAUAAUACUAAAGGACAUGGUCAUGGAAGUGGACAUAGAUUAGAGGAAAUUGUGGAUAUCGAUGAUGAAGAUCAAGAGUUUUAUAUGUUCUAUGAUUAG
Candida tropicalis MYA-3404 is the source of this 687-nucleotide messenger RNA. RefSeq lists its product as uncharacterized. NCBI's taxonomy places the organism in Eukaryota, Fungi, Ascomycota, Pichiomycetes, Serinales, Debaryomycetaceae. The coding region runs from base 1 to 687 and encodes 228 amino acids. Gene Ontology annotation, cellular component: membrane; mitochondrion; cytoplasm. The record is from RefSeq and is a predicted model, not a curated record. The transcript has a single exon.